UCUUGGGUAACAUAUAAAAUACGUAUAUAAAUUUACACUCCUAGUCUUGUUUGUAGCUUACUGCUGUUAUAGCUUCUUUUUUUGGAAAUUUUGUAAUGUGACAUAUUAUAGACACAAUGUUUCGACCAGAUAAUAUCCUUCUUUUACUAAUUUUAUCCGGUGAUAUGGUUUCAGUUCUGCAGAGUAACGGCCUGGAGUUUCUCGAGUGCACCAGUACUUGUUCCGGUUCGUGUAAUUGUUGUAAUUACAAUGACAAUGCCCUGGUAUUACUGGAAGUGGAUGAAGCUUGCGAAACGCAAUCAACGGGUCUGAUAAAGUCUCAAGGUGCUUUACUGAAGAACGCUAGCUUCCGUGUUUCCCAUCCGAACAGCUGUCUUACCAAAUUUCCUCAAAACUUUUGCCAGUUUCCUACCAUCAAGACCUUCAGUUUAAAUAAAAACAAAAUACGAGAAUUGCCAAAUGUGUCAUGUUUGAAGAAAUUAGUGAUAUUGGAUAUGAGUUACAAUAGAAUUGAAAUUUUAAAAUCGGGGAUAUUUGAUUCAUUGGGGAUGUUACGUGAUAUAUAUCUUUCUGGAAACCAAAUACAUACUGUGGAACUCGAUGUUUUCCAUGCAGGAUUGCAUAGUAUCAACAUAGUUUAUCUUGAUAACAACAAGCUGACUGAGGCUGAUGUUUGGGUGUUGAAUAUAACACACAAGUUCUGUGUCUUUGACCUUAGGUCGAAUCAAAUUUCCAAAAUUACAAACAAAGCUCAUUUUAAAUUGGAUAAUAGUGAGACUUAUGGACCGGGAUACUCUGAUUUACGGUAUAAUAAUUUAACAGUUUGGCCAGCGGAAGUUUUAGAAAAUCUUGGAGAUAGCAUACAAAUAUCACUAAAUAAAAUCUUACAUCUCAGUUUUGAUUUUCGGAACAACACAUGGAACUGUGAUUGCCAAUUUUAUCCCAUGAUGUCAGUAGUUGAUAAUAUAUAUAAACAUUUAAUCAGGGACCAUUUGAUGGUUCAGUGUAACAGUCCACCAAAUUUGGCCGACAAACUAAUUACUGAAGUAAAGAUGUCAGAAUUGAUAUGCAACGUUUCAGUUUUCUGUCCCACUGGAUGUGUAUGCCAGAACAGACCUAGUUCAAACAAAAUGGUAAUAAACUGUCAAAAUGCUGGACUUACCAAAAUGCCUCAAAAGUUACCAUAUCACGAACGUAUAUAUAUGUAUUUCCAGAACAAUUUUAUAAGCCAAUUACCAGCACUACCUUACAUGAAACGAAUUGUUUACUUAGAUAUCUCAAAUAACAAUUUAUCAUUUAUAUCGAGUUCGGCAUUCGAUGGUGCCCAUCGAUUGGAGUACCUUAAUCUCUCCAAUAACAAAUUGAAUGAUUUGCCUAAAAGUUUCAAGAAAUUACACCGAGUCACAAUAGACAUUUCCAAUAAUACUAUAAAGUGCUCUUGUGCAAACGUUCAUAUGUGUACUCGAUCGAAUGGAAGAACACUUAUCAUUGAAAAAGCCAGACUGGGAUGUAAGCCGUCUGUUUCUAAGACUAAGCUUAUUGGUGUUGUUUUAGGCGUAAUAAUUACCCUCCUGCUUACCGCCAUGUGUGCCUAUUUCAGACAUGAGCUGUUGUUGUUGUUUUAUAUUUAUAUUUUGAAGAACUGUAAGAGGCAUACGUCUGACGGGCUUAAGUAUGAAACAACGUUCGAUGUCUUCGUGAUAAUUGAUGAAGAUCAGGACACUGAUAGAUUGUGGGUUCGAGAACAUUUAUUGCCGUAUUUUGAUAAAUAUUCUAUCAAGUCUUACAUUUCAUAUCGUGAUGGAAUUCCUGGCGAAGUUACGGUUGAUGCGAAUAUUACAAAUCUACACAACAGUCGCUCUGUAUUGGCUGUUGUUUCGAGGUCAUGCCUCAGAACAAAAAUGUUUCAACUACAGGAGGCAUAUGACCAUAUGAUUAAAGCGGGGAAUGGUCGAUUCGUAAUUAUUAAACGACUAAAUGUGUCUCCAUCUUCUGUUAGUAAUGGACAUAUUAGAGCCAUGUUAAGGUUGAGACAUUUUAUACAUGAAGACGAUCAGCAUAUUACAGACAAGCUUUUAUUUAUGGCCCGCAACCAACAAGAAUUUUAAUAUAUAUGUCAUAAUAAUAUAUAAACUUUGCGCAAAGCAAAAGAUAUAUUAUCUUGGCAAAAGAUAUAAUAUCUUGGCAAAAGAUAUAAUAUCUUGGCAAAAGAUAUAAUAUUGAUCCUUGGACAUCUAUGUCGAUGAUGAUAACAAAUCUACGGUUGUUUUUGUUUGUUGUUGUUUUGUUUUAAUCGUCUAUAAUAUCACAAUCAGAAUACGUUGUAAAAUGUCUUUAAAGGCAUAUAAUACCCAUAUAUUUUUAUACAUAAUGUGUGUGCACUCCAUAUUCAUAAAUAAUAAACAAGCGGUAUUACCUGUU
Messenger RNA from Patella vulgata (common limpet), 2421 nucleotides. Its product is annotated as slit homolog 3 protein. The transcript has a single exon. Gene Ontology annotation, biological process: signal transduction. NCBI's taxonomy places the organism in Eukaryota, Metazoa, Mollusca, Gastropoda, Patellidae. Gene Ontology annotation, molecular function: protein binding. The record is from RefSeq and is a predicted model, not a curated record. Bases 117 to 2108 code for a protein of 663 amino acids.